AUGAAUAGCGUUAGCAACAGUUUAUUAAGUGUCUUUAGAUCCUCUUCCAGAGUUUCAGCCCUCAACCAAAUCCCAAAGAAUGCCUCUGGUUUCAUGACUACUCGUCAUCCUCUUAGUGAGAAAAAUCAAAGAUUGGUAGCAGUCCAUCAAGAAUGUUUCAAUACUCAUAGAAUUGAAGAAAGAUUGAUUGAGGAAGUUGGUGUCGGUCAGGGUGAUCCCUCAUUCAACCCAUCACCAUCCUAA
Cavenderia fasciculata is the source of this 243-nucleotide messenger RNA. RefSeq lists its product as uncharacterized. The coding region runs from base 1 to 243 and encodes 80 amino acids. The record is from RefSeq and is a predicted model, not a curated record. The transcript has 2 exons. Lineage: Eukaryota; Evosea; Eumycetozoa; Acytosteliales; Cavenderiaceae.